GUCAUCAAAAUGCUGGUAAUUGUGGUGAUUAUGUUCGGUGUCUGCUGGCUGCCGCUGCACACGUUUUUCCUUGUGCUGGACUUCAACCCGGGACUCACGGCCAACGCCUCCAAAGCCAACCAACAACUGUUUACCAUGAUCUACUGCGCCGCCUUCUGGUUGGCCAUGUUCAAUUCCUGCGCCAACCCGAUUAUCUACGGCUUCACGAAUGAUAGUUUUAGG
Candidula unifasciata is the source of this 222-nucleotide messenger RNA. The record is from the annotation of a GenBank genome assembly. Lineage: Eukaryota; Metazoa; Mollusca; Gastropoda; Stylommatophora; Geomitridae.